Tachysurus vachellii is the source of this 1556-nucleotide messenger RNA. It is a transcript of the gene as3mt, whose product is annotated as arsenite methyltransferase. NCBI's taxonomy places the organism in Eukaryota, Metazoa, Chordata, Actinopteri, Siluriformes, Bagridae. Gene Ontology annotation, biological process: toxin metabolic process; arsonoacetate metabolic process. The coding region runs from base 200 to 1333 and encodes 377 amino acids. Gene Ontology annotation, molecular function: arsenite methyltransferase activity. The transcript is spliced from 11 exons. Gene Ontology annotation, cellular component: cytosol. The record is from RefSeq and is a predicted model, not a curated record.
ACUUCCGCUUCCAGUGGGGAGAAAUAUGUCUCUUUAGCAGUGCUACAUAAUUGGGGUUUCUGGACAUUUGGGAUUCAGCCAUUUGUGUGUGAACGAGGAUUGUGAGAAUCGGUUCAGGGAAUCAGGGAAUUAGAUUACGCGGCAGAAUGGUUUCGGUUUAGGUAUCAGUUCGGUUUGAGAGUCGACUCAGGUGGAGAAAAUGGAAGGAGUACACAGUCAACCAGCUGCUGAACAUAUUCAUGACAAUGUUAAGGAAUACUAUGGGAAAAUUCUGAAGCAGAGUUCUGAUUUGAAGAGCAAUGCUUGUGUCCCGUCUGCCAAACCCAUCCCUGACUUCAUUAGGAAAGCUCUGACUGAGGUUCACCCAGAUGUCUUAGCAAAGUUCUAUGGCUGUGGUUUGGUUGUUCCUGAGUGUGUGGAGGGCUGCAGGAUUUUGGAUCUCGGUUGCGGAAGUGGACGUGACUGCUACGUGCUCAGUCAGUUGGUGGGCAAGAACGGACACAUCACUGGACUCGAUAUGACAGAAGAUCAGCUUGAGGUUGCUAGGAAAUAUAUCGACUAUCACAUGGAGAGGUUUGGAUAUAAGAAGCCAAAUGUUGACUUUGUUCAAGGAUACAUCGAGGAGCUGAGGGAAGCAGGGCUGGAGGAGAACUCUUAUGACAUAAUCAUAUCAAAUUGUGUUGUGAACCUUUCACCUGACAAGGCUAGAGUUCUGAGAGAGGCUUACCAGGUCUUGAAGGAAGGGGGAGAGCUGUAUUUCAGUGAUGUUUACAGCGAUGCCCCGAUUUCAGAAUCUCUUAGAGCCAACAGAGUUUUGUGGGGUGAGUGUCUGAGUGGAGCUCUUUGGUGGGAGGAUCUCGUGCGACUGGCAGAGGAAGUUGGGUUCUGUAAACCCCGACUGGUCACAGCUAGUGUCAUUUCUGUAGGCAACGAGAAGCUCGAGAAACUUCUAGCUGACUACAAGUUUGUCUCUGCUACGUACCGUCUCUUCAAGUUACCAAAGAGUUCUGAGAAGGAUCGCUGUCUUGUAAUGUACGAUGGAAACAUUACAGGAUUAGAAGAGAAAUUUGAGUUUGAUGCUCAGUUUACAUUUAAGGUGAAUGAGGUGAUGGAGGUGGACAGAGAUGUGGCCAACAUCUUGAAGAACUCCAGGUUUGCUGAAGAAUUCACUUUCCAGACUCCAGCACAGAGCAGCACAAAAUCAGGAUCAUGCCUGGCCAAACCCAAGGUCAUGCCUGUGAGCCCAUUUGAACUAGCAGAGCAGCUGGGAAGUGCGAGUGUGGCUUCAUCCACAGGGCUGUGCUGUGGCCCUCAGGAGUCAUGCUGCAAGUGAAAGCACAGCAAAUUAAUCAAAGUAUUAAUCUGUAAAUUGUUGAAUAAAAUAACCUGAAUCAAAAGAUUCAUAUAAGGAAAAGGAUUAAGAAAAUAAUGCGUAUGUAAUAAUAUAAUAACGCAUGCAGUAACGUGUGUUCAUGUAAUGUGCAUUCAUGUAACAUUUCAAACGAUGCUGUAAGAAAAAUUUAAUUCAUCUAAAUAAAAUAUAUAAAUAAAUGAUA